AGCCAAGGCGCUUUACCGGAAAAAUCAAGUUUUUUCCCACCCAACCAGGCUAAUUUAACGACUGCUAAGCCGGGAAUUGCCAAUUUAACCAAUCAAACAAUUACUCAUCCUGUCCUUACUACGCCACCAGUGAUAAACGCUACGGAAACAGUGAAAGGGGAAACACCCCCCACCCAAGACAAGAUUGCCGCAAAAGUAAAUAAUAAUUCUGCUAUUGUCACUGAUAGACCGGUUAAUAAUACUCCUAGUCCAGCCAGCAAAAGCCCACCCAAACUACCUAAUUUCCGAACCUGCUCAAUCUCCGCUGACUCCUCCUGCCCAGUCGAACCGGCUAAUUUUAACAAUCUGAAUACCACACCAAGCAAAACUGACCAAGAAAAAGUAUUUGACAACUCAACAAUUCCUAAUCCCCAACCCACCUUUAAGUCAACAACAUUACCAACCCCAGAAACUGACAAUAGUUAUUGA
Ambispora gerdemannii is the source of this 468-nucleotide messenger RNA. The record is from the annotation of a GenBank genome assembly. NCBI's taxonomy places the organism in Eukaryota, Fungi, Glomeromycota, Glomeromycetes, Archaeosporales, Ambisporaceae.